UGGACGGAUGUGUGUCUUAUGGCACUGCUUUCUUCACGCCACAGCCAAUGUUGUUCUCCCGGAAUGAGACACUGAACGCCAUUGACGGUAAAUCAAAGAUAAUGGCACGAGACCGUUCCGCAGCUCGCGGUCAUGAGAAGAGCAUCCGAGGACUGAAGCGUCACAUCCUCUGUGUGCCAAGCAUCAUCUGCGAGGCGGUGUGUCUGUGAAUGUGUGCGGCAGAUCAUCAAUCAUGGUGCUCUUCGUGUAAAUACUGACGCUCAUUCGGGCGUCCAUCAUUCAGCAGCGAGUGAAAGCGGAACGGGAGAAGCGCGCGUUUGUGUAACUACACCCGACGAUCAAAGCCAAGCAUAGGCUUUAUUAUUAAAACAUGUAGCGAACACGCAUUAGUGACGUCGCCGCAGCAUAUCGCCUUACGUCACAUGCUGGUAAAUCCGCCGCGUUUUGUCGUGCGCCGAUUGGAUUGCAGGUUUGCUAAUAAAGCAGGACGUGUUUGGCGCGCGCUUGUGGAAUGACACCGUCGCGCGACAUCCAUCCGCCCAGCAGCUGACGUUUGACGAACACCGAGCGGCUUGAUUUCACCGCUGUGAAGGAUGAAAACCCGCGAAUAUCAGCAAAUAGACCCUCAGGCACUCGCGACUCCCACCCCGACACCUCCACCGCGACCUCUGCCCGAGCACAAGCCCCGACGAGCCCGGAGGAACUGGGAGGUGUUUCCCGGGAAGAACCGCUUCUUCUGUGACGGGCGCAUCGUCGUGGCGCGUCAGAGCGGCGUGCUGCCGCUCACACUGGGACUCAUCCUGAUCACCAGCGGACUCUUCUUCAUAUUCGACUGUCCGUUCCUGGUGAAGCACCUCACCAGCUGCAUCCCGGCCAUCGGAGGGGUCCUGUUUGUGUUUGUGAUCAUCUCUCUCCUCCAGACCAGCUUCACGGAUCCAGGGAUUCUGCCUCGGGCCACACCAGAGGAGGCCGCAGACAUCGAGAAACAGAUCGACAACCCGACGGGCUCGUCCUCGUCCUACCGCCCCCCGCCGCGCACGAAGGAGGUGGUCAUCAAUCAGCAGGUGGUUAAACUCAAGUACUGCUUCACCUGCAAGAUCUUCCGUCCGCCGCGCACCUCCCACUGCAGCCUGUGUGACAACUGUGUGGAGCGCUUCGAUCAUCACUGCCCCUGGGUCGGCAACUGUGUUGGCAAACGAAACUACCGCUUCUUCUACACCUUCAUCGUCUCGCUGUCUUUCCUCACGGCCUUCAUCUUCGGCUGUGUAACCACACACCUGGCUCUAAGGUCGCAAGGAGGAAAGGGGAUUGUUUUCGCUCUCCAAGCGAGUCCUGCCAGUGCUCUUGAGUUAGUGGUCUGCUUCUUUUCAGUUUGGUCCAUUUUGGGCCUCUCAGGCUUCCAUACUUACCUGGUGGCUUCAAAUCUUACUACCAAUGAGGAUAUUAAAGGCUCCUGGUCAGGGAAAAGUGGAAAUGAGGUCGUUGGAAAUCCUUACAGUUACAACAGCAUUAUCAAAAACUGCUGUUCUGUGCUCUGUGGCCCCAUGCCGCCCAGUUUGAUUGACAGGCGAGGCUUUGUGCCCUCCGAUGACUCGGUCCAGACCAGUCCUGUGGAAAUCGAGCUCCCUGCUGCUAAAAACGACAUAAACAUGUGCACACAGGGACCCAAAGGUCUGCUGGAAACGGCCUCUCGAUCUCCUCUCCUCACAAGCUCCUGUCCGCAGGCCAAACCUCCAGCCGUCUUGGAGACUCUUCCAGAGAUCGUCCCGUCUCCUGUCCCAGAGCCGCCCAAGAGCACCCCUCACAAACAUCACUCCCACCACAGAUCCAGGGCAAAGCAAAGCACUCAUCACACCCCCAAGACGUCCAACUCCUCUCCAAGACCCCAUCACAGCCACAGUUCAAGAGCGAGAGACCCCAAAUUCAGCUCUCUGCGCUGAGCAAUCAGACUCGGUCAACCUGCAUAUUAAUGCGUUUCCUGGAUUAUUUCAAUUUGUCCUCAUCAGAUUGAUUGAUUCAAGGGGUUUCAGUUGUGACUUUGAAAACUUUGUAAAGUGUUUCAAUAAAGACGAGCACAAAGGUCUCAAAAGGGAACUGCGGAGCGAUUGCCUUUAAGACAGUUGUCAAUCUUAACAGUGGGAUCCAAAAUGAGCUUCAUCAGAACAGCAAUAAAGGAGCAAGAACACUGUGGUCCUCGGUGUGGACAUGAACUCUGGGAUCCAUCUCUCUGGCCUCUGUUAGGUCUCAUUGGGAAUGCAUUGGUCAAGCUUCAAUAAGCAAACAACCAAUCUUCUUUAUGCAAAAAACAAGAGCAUGCCUGGAGAAAAUAGCUCACAAUCAUUCUUCAUCAUCACAGGGCUGCAUGCUGAAUCCUGUUUUAAUUGUGAUCUGAUUUUUUUUAAAGCAUUUUUUUCAAGUCUGUGAUAUUUGCCCACUGGUAAUUUGUCAUUAUUUUGUCAUUUGCGUAACCUUGCAUUGUUAUCAAGCCUCCAAAGGUAUUCGUGGUUGCCAGAUAUCAGGAGUUUAAAUCCCCAUUCCAGGCUAUUUUGUUCAUGAAUUGAUCAAUUUUCUUCUCAGCCGGUUUACUUCGUGUUGCCAGCUUAGUGACUUUAUUGCUAUAUUUAGCAACUUUUAUGACUUUGGUCACUUAAAAAAAAAAAAAAAGGCUAACAAUGAUGAAUCUAAAGAAACACUUAUUUUCCCAACCUGGCAUCCAUUUGCACACACACUUUCUCUGCUUUACAGAAAAAGCGCACAUGUGUAAAUAGGAGUUUAGAGAUCUCUUUUGAGAGAUUUUGCUCAAAUUGAAGUGUAAUACAGCCGGUCUGUUUUCUUUCACCCAAUCAUUUGUGCUGUUUACAUUCUCUUGAUUUGUGCUGAAAUGAAGUCCAAUAAUUCUGAUGAAAUGUAAAGAAGAGAAAAUGACAAUAAUCUUUUUUUUUUGGGUAGUGAUCAACCGUUUAAGCAAUAUCAUGCAGCCCUGAUCCAUCAUGUUGAACGAGAAUCUUCUCACCAGUGAUUCAUUAUUUUCCCACAGGACUUCAGCAUGGUUUUGUAAAAUUGUGUUUGAACAUGGUAUUAAUGUGCACAAGUACUCGCUGAUGUGGAUGAGACGAUGCCUCCCACUCCCAGCGUUGAAGAUCUAGUUGAAAAGUGUUUCUCUCUGUUCUUCACCUUGCAUUCCUGACACACUGCAGUCUAUCAGUAAUUAGUAAUGAAAUGGUUUUAAUGCACUUACUCUCAAUGCAGCAAUACUGUAAUGUUUUAGUUCUUCAUGGUUUGACUCGUGUGCUACUGUAUGCGUGGACACUUUGUGUUCGAAUGGGAAUGUGGGUGUUGUGUUGUUAUCCAGGUUUUUUACUUCAUAUGCAAACUGGUAUUUAUGAAUGCUGAAACUGAUCCUCUGUUUCUCAAGACCUCUGCAACAUUUGCACAAAUAAAUACAAAGAACUAA
This is a messenger RNA of Carassius auratus (goldfish), 3454 nucleotides long. It is a transcript of the gene zdhhc18b, whose product is annotated as zinc finger DHHC-type palmitoyltransferase 18b. Gene Ontology annotation, cellular component: endoplasmic reticulum; Golgi apparatus. Gene Ontology annotation, molecular function: protein-cysteine S-palmitoyltransferase activity. The coding region runs from base 594 to 1940 and encodes 448 amino acids. NCBI's taxonomy places the organism in Eukaryota, Metazoa, Chordata, Actinopteri, Cypriniformes, Cyprinidae. Gene Ontology annotation, biological process: protein targeting to membrane; peptidyl-L-cysteine S-palmitoylation. The transcript has 9 exons. The record is from RefSeq and is a predicted model, not a curated record.